Ruditapes philippinarum (Manila clam) is the source of this 5298-nucleotide messenger RNA. RefSeq names its product beta-1,3-galactosyltransferase 5-like. The transcript has 3 exons. Gene Ontology annotation, cellular component: membrane. The coding region runs from base 242 to 1342 and encodes 366 amino acids. The record is from RefSeq and is a predicted model, not a curated record. Gene Ontology annotation, molecular function: hexosyltransferase activity. NCBI's taxonomy places the organism in Eukaryota, Metazoa, Mollusca, Bivalvia, Venerida, Veneridae.
AAACCGCAAGGUAACGUGAGAAUGUUGGGACAAUUUUAGUUUUAAAAAGUACUCGAAGUUUGCGCCAGGGUGGUAUUACAUGUACUAAUAUGUGAGUACUUACAAAUGCUCAUAGGUUACAGUUCAAAGUGUAUGAGAUUUUUCAUAUUGUCAAAUUCAAAUCAAAGAAGGAAUUAUAAUUGAUAAAACCCCCAUGUGAAUGAUAUCGCUUUAAGGGAAAAGUGUUAACAUGUGAAGUGUAAUGUUGUUUAAGUUAAGUGUUAAAGAAACUUCCGCGUGUCUUAUAUCGCAUACACUGUGUAUUGUGAAAUGUGGGAUACUAUACAAAGAAGAAGAAACCAUGGUGAACGUAAGGGGGUUUGUCUACAGACUACAUCCUAAAGCGGCGUUUGUUAAACUGAUUUGGUAUGGACUUUUUUUCCUGACAUUGUCAUUCAUUUCGGUUAUAUUUAUGGUGAAUAGUAGUCCAACAGUUAGCUACCCGUAUAACAUGUAUAAAGGGUAUCCAUUAACCGUAUACGACAAGCCGUAUAACAUUAACAAAACAGAAUGCAAGAAUGAUAGAGUUAUAAUCGUCGUUCAUUCAGCAAUAACUAACUUUAACAAACGUGACAGUAUUAGAAAAACGUGGGGGAACAAAGCAUUAUUACAGCGAUAUGGGAUGAAACUAGUGUUCAUAUUAGGAAUGCCUUUCAAUAGAGAUUUACAAGUUCUUAUUGACGCAGAAUCCACCGAACAUGACGACAUUGUUCAGGGAAACUUUUUAGAUUCUUAUACAAAUAUAACCCACAAGGCUGUUCUGUGGCUGCGAUGGGUAACGGAAAAUUGUCCAAAGGCAAAAACUGUACUGAAGUUAGAUGACGAUGUAUUCGUCAACGUGUUUUCAUUCCAUCAUUACUUACCUGUGUUUGAAACUCCGACAAAUUUUGAUCGUCAUAUUUGGUGUGAAGUAAUUGAUAUAGAGACGCAACGUAUUCAGCGGAAAGCAGGACUAAAAUGGAGGGUAGCAGAACAUGAGUUAACGGGCCUCACGCAUUAUCCGUUAACUUUUUGCCGUGGAUAUUUUGUUGUAUUAACGGCGGAGAGCGUAAAAACAAUGUAUCGUAAAGCGAAGGAAACUCCUUUCUUUUGGAUUGAUGAUUUUUACAUAUUUGGGACACUAGCAAAUAAAACAGGAACACGUUUUUCUUCUUUGAAAUUUCUUGCCGAUGAACAAAAAGCAGUAGAAUGUUUUAAGUCAAGAAAAUCUCUGUGUGAACUUAUGGGAGUGUUACUAGAUUCAAACAGUGCUAUGGAGUUACUUUGGAAGUACACUGUUCAGCAGCUAAAUUCUUUUACAUGAUCCAGCAAUGUUUAUUAGUCUGUUACAUUUGCUAUAAGAUAGUGUGCCUUUGAAACUGCUGUUACAAAGUUAUUUUUACUUCUUUACCUUAAAUCACCAAGUUCAUUUGACGUUUCAGAAUAACGUUUUUGUAAUUUUGCUGCUCAAGUUCUUGUUUAAUCAUAGUUCUAUGUUGUUGUAGUCCGGAAGUGUUUCGUGCGUGGGCAUCCUUUUUCAACUCCAUGGAUGAUAUUUCACAUUCAACCGUUCAGUUAAGUGUAUAAGAAGAUACAAAGUUGCUCGUGACAUCUUGAAGAACACGAUUAUAUGUGUUUGAGGGAAAUUUGCGCGCAUUUGUGUGGUGACAGAGAUAAAAAUGUAUACUUGAUACAUGUGCCAAUAUCAUACGUACAUACAGGCCCCGGAAUGGAGCAGUUAAUAAUCAAACUCACUAGAACUUAGUGAACAAUACUUCUGUCCACAUCUUAUCACGUGGUACUGAGUAGUUACAAAUUGGCAACUGCGUAGGAAAAUAAUUUUAAUUAAGAAUGAAUCGUCGUCGUUUACUGAACAAUGUAUUGUUCAUUUGAGCUGGAAUUUAAUCACAAUGAUCAAACUCUUGAGGAAUUUAUUAAGUAUUUGAACAACCAUGCAAUGUAAAUCAGUAGUGUUCUUAGACAUAUCAUAAUUUCUUUUUAAAUAUCACGUGCCAAAUAGGAAUUAAUAUCAUUUUGGUUGAUAGUGAAAUUGUCUUCAUGAAUUAUACGUAAUCACAUCAUAAUUGAUAGCAAUAGGUAAUGUUCAUUCUGUCUAAAUGUGAUAUAUAAUGUUAUCAAGUUAACAACAGUGCUUACUGUGUAUAACUUGAAAGCCAUUACUUCUUGCCCCUAUCACAACCGUCUGCAACACGCAUGUAACAUGUAUAAAACCGUAAAAAUACUUUAAAUGUUAAAUUGUCAUGAUUCCAUCAAUGAAAAACCGACAGUUGCACAAAAGUCAGUGAUAGAUAUUGGUGCUGUGAGAUUGCAUAGUCAAUAUGGUUCAAUUUUAAUCACGCGUCAACUUUAACUAUGCUUCCAGCAUUUAGACCUGGUGUCGAGGUUAUAAAACUUCUUUCUGAGUUCUGUCUCAAAUCUCAGGAUUUCCAUUGGUCAGUGUACAUUAUAUGACAUUUUCAGACCAAUCAAAUAUCAAAGAUUUGAGUCAGUGUUAGCUUGGAGAAUGUCUUUAUACCCUGGUGCAUGGUGUUAACACAGAUUCUUUAAAGAUGUGUUUUUGUGAUGGCAAGCUGUCUGUUGUUGUAACAAUAUCUCCCUCUGAACCACUUGCAGGAUUUUGACCAAACUUUACAAAAAUGAACUUAAAAUGGCCUUCUACAAAAUUAAUGUACAAUGUAGAUCGUUCUGGUCUGAUGUACACCAAGAUCAUAAGAGCAAAGCUAGACAUUACGUUUUCUUUAAUCGUCUGUGCAGAAACUUUAAUGCCAAGAACAUAGGCAUUGGGUAUAUGUUAAAUUGUUUCCGCUUAGCAAUAUAGACUUGUAUAGGAGUCUUUUUGUGUUGAACUACAAUGCGUUUGUUUUACACAUGAUAUGGUUUAGUGAAUAGCUACAAAAGUUAUAUUAAUCAUGCCCCUUGGUUUAAAAAUAGCCCCGCCCUGGUGCUCAGUUAGGUUACAUAUACUUUUUAUAAACAUGACUUAGAGCAUUAUAAUACCCCCACAAAACGAAGGUUAAUCUGGUAUAUAGGAGUCAGCUCUUCGGCUGGUCGGUCCGUCGGUCUCCUUCAUGGUGUCCGGACGAAAGCUAGACUUUGGAAUGAGUUAUUGUAUUCAAACUUGGUAUAAAGCCACCGUAUGUGCCAUGUGGUAACCCUGGUUGGUUUUGCUUUGAAUAACCUGGUUCCAGGUCACAGUUACUAAAAUAGAAGAAUGGUUUCCGGACAAUAUCUAUAGUUAUGAAUGAGAUAUGAUAGUCAAACUAUAGCAAACUUAUAUGAAGACCCCGAUUGAGUUUGUAUUUGGACCCACUAAAGCCAAGAUCACUAUUUCUAAAAAUAGAAAAUGGUUUUCGGACAAUAUCAAGAACGAGAUAUUGUAAUCAAACUAUAUAUGGAAGUUUAUAUGAAGACUCCGGUUUGGUUUGCUUUUGGACCUCCUGGGGUCAAGGUCACUGUUACCAAAAAGGAAAAUGGUUUCCGGACUAACAUUAGUUAAGAAUGAGUUAUUGCAAUCAAACUUGAUAUUUAGCAACCAUAUGUGAUUGCAUUUGGGCCCCCUGGGGUCAAGGGUCACUGUUGUUAAAAAAAUAGAAAAAUGUUUUUGGACAAUAACUAGAGUUAGGAAUGAGAUAUUAUAAUCAAAGUAAGUGUAAACCAAGGCAAGCUUAUAUGAACACCCUGGUUGGGAUUGCAAUUAAUUGAAAUGAUUCUUUAUACACAGUUGAAACUUCAUAAAUUAUAGGUUGAGUUCAAAAGGUUUCUUGUGAGGGUAUUAAUCACUAUAGUGAUAGCUCUAGUUUGGCAUUUAUUAUCACCUUGUGGUCCUUCCUCUAAAAAUUGUGUUACUCAUUCCCUGAUGCAAAAAAAUGGACCCAGCGCCAGAGUUAUUAAUAUUGAUAUUUUAUUGUUAUUUAUGUAGAGUUAAUUGUAUUAAAAUAUUCUCUGUGUGUUUCCUACAAAUCCCAGAGCUUAAAUAUUCAUCAAGUGAACUUCUAAAGUAUUGUAAUUCAUUCCCCUAAGUUGACACUUCGAAAACUUAGUUAACAUAGAUUAUUGUAAUCACCCAUGUGUUUCUUGACUUUCUCGAGAAAAAACAACGCUCAGAGCAUAGAUAUCGAGCAUAAAGCUUUACCUCUUUAUCCUCUACAAAAUUAACCCCGCCUUAUAAGUCACUUAGACCUAUACAUGAAUAUAAAACACAUUUAAGUCUUUAUUAAAACUUCAAUUCCCGGAGCAAAGAUAUUAAGCUUUUUCUUGUAAACUACGACGAAAGUUAUAAUAGUAAUGUACCUUGGCUCACAAAAUGGCCUCGUCCAGGGUGCCACUUAGCUUACAUAGACUCAUCUUGUUAAUAUUAUGCCCAGAACAAAGAUAUUUGGCAUAUUGCAUCACCUUGCUGUGCUUUUAGGCCGAUUUUCAGCCCCAUAACCCUCUUCAAAGAGUACAUGUAUAUGUUAUAUAUUUUCUAAAAAAAUACACCUUCCCUAACAGUAAUUAAAAUAACAUCCAUUUUUCACAAGAAUGAGAGUGGACAGAUAGGGACAACUUCUUGUGGGAACUACAAUGCACAGAGCUGGAUCACUUAUUGAAUACAACUUGUUUGAUGGAAAUCCUUUUCCAAUAUGACAAUGUCUAGAUCUUCAGUAUUAAAUCAUGUGUCAUCAGCAUUUGGCCCUCUUCACUUUUCUUUUACUAAUCAUGCUAUUAGAGUCAAAUUGACCAUGUUCCACAUUAAAGUCAAAAAUGAUACGCCCUAAUAUGACCGACCUACCUUAUUAUUACUAGUCUUUUCUAGCAAUUAAUCUUAGGCGAGCAAUCUAGAGUCAUAAUGUACCUCUUGUUCCCUUUUUGAGCUUUCUUAAGACGCUUUUAAUAAUGGCACUAUAAAAGCAAGCAACUUUGAUUAAAGUUAGAAGCUAAUUUAAGUUAUACGUUUUUUGUACUUUAUUUUUGUAAAUAAAGAAUAUGCAUUAACUUAAUUGCCACCCUUUGUAUUUUUCACUAUGUGAAAAAAGGGACUCGCUUUUUAUCUUCAGUUACUGUAGGCAUGCUCGUUUAUUGAUCAUUUUAUAUGAAAUUAUUAUUGAAAUGUUAAAUAUUAUUGCAAUCAAUGCAUUAGAACAUUCCUUUCUUAGCAUUUAAGAUUAUAACUGGUGUAUAUACAUGUAUAUGUACCAUUAAUAAUGUCUUGUUCAUUUUGUUUUAUCACGUUUAUGAUAUUUAUUAAUAACUUACAAAUAAAAAAAUUAAAUUUCAAAA